CUUUUGUGUCCCUUUUCACGGGCAACUUUCGUGGCUCAAUGGAUUUAUUAGAGCCAUGGCUGAUGAAGCUGUGCAGGUCGCGGUGCGGAUCCGCCCCUUUUUGCCUCGUGAGAAAGGGCAGCGGCAGAUCGUCACUGUGCAAAGUGCGAAUGUGCUGAAGCUAAAGGUUCUGACCACCCAGUUGGCCGGGCCACCACAGGAGGAGGACAAAGUCUUCUCCUUCGAUCAUUGCCUGUCUUCGGUCAAACCGAAUGACUCUAGAAGGGACGAGCCUCACGCUCCCCCCAUCACACAGGAGCAGGUCUACGAGGCGAUUGGACAAAAUCUCCUCUCCAAUGCGCUAGAAGGCUACAACUCUUGUUUGUUCGCCUAUGGCCAGACUGGAAGUGGCAAAACCUACACUGUUUUAGGGCAUGAGAGAGACCCUGGUCUCAUUCCAAGAUUGUGUCAGAAUUUGUUCACGCAGGAGUACGAAGAACUGCGAGUCUCUGCAUCAUUCCUUGAAAUCUACAACGAGCAGCUCAAGGACUUGUUGAACCCCCAGAUGAAGGGCAGGAAACCACUCUACGUGCACCAACAUCCGCAGCUUGGCGUGUAUGUCCCGCAUUUGACAGAGGCUCCUGUCGGCAGUCAUGACGAGUGUAUGGCCCUUUUGGACUUUGGCUCCAAAAUCCGAGCCACGUCGCAGACCAACAUGAAUAGCACGUCGUCUCGAAGUCAUGCCCUCUUCAUUCUGCGCAUCACAUUUCCAAUCAAGGAUGAGUCACGAACGCGCAUUAGAAAUAGCACUUUGAAUCUCAUCGACCUUGCUGGAAGUGAGAGAGUGAAGAAGAGUGGGGCAGCAGGCCAGCGGAUGCGAGAAGGGCAGAACAUCAACAGUUCGCUCAGUGUGCUUGGUCAAGUCAUCUCCAAGUUGGCACAAGGGAAGUUCAAGCACGUGCCAUUCAGGCAGAGUAAGCUGACCUAUCUUCUCACAGACGCUUUGAGCGGCAACAGCAAGACUCACAUGGUUGCCGCCAUCUCGCCAGCUCUUUCUGAAAUGGAGGAGACUCUUGGAACGUUGCGAUUCGCCUCUUCAGUAAAGAAGGUGCGGACACAUGCUGUUAGCAACGAGCAGGAUGUUGGAGAGAGCGAUCUCCUCCUGCAAACGAUGCGGUCUGAGGCAGAGGAGUUGAAGGCAGCAGCCCUGAAAGCGAGCGUGGAGAGUCCUCAGCAGGCCCGGCGCUACAUGAAGAGUGCUGAAGCUGUUGAGCACGCGGUCUUGAGCAUCCAGACCAGGAUAGACAAGACGAUGUGGUCACAGGCCCAGUUGAAGCAGCAGGAGGCAUCACGCCUGCGUUGUGAGGCACUGGCCGGGCUGAGCCUGCCUUUCAACAUCGGUGGCAUGCUUGGAGGUCAGUCUGAGCAUGCCGUCACGGCCAACUCGCCAUAUUUGUUGAAUAUUUCUGAUGAUAUUUCUUUGGCGGGCAGGCUGCUGUACUUCCUCCCAGAAGGUCCACCAAUUAGCAUCGGAUCAGAGGAGAGCAACAGAAUCCGCCUGAUGGGUUUGGGAAUUCCUGACCACCUUUGUGACAUCUUGGUCGUGGCAGGUGGAAAAGGAGUGGAGGUUCAGCAUUGCGGUCGGGGUGGCCGACUGGUUGUCGACGGAGUGCCUGUCAGCGACAAUCAGGCGAUCGCUUUGUACAAUGGAGCUCGCAUCAUUUUUGGCCGUGCUUUUGCUUUUAGGCUUGUCAUCCCACUUGCAUCGCAGGGUGGUGGGCGUGGCAUUGAAGACGAGGAUUUGCUCAUGCGUGCGGCAGCGCUGCCAAGCCCAUUCCCAGCUUGCGAGGGUGACACCUUGCAGCGGUUACGCCUGCUCAUAGAGACCUCAGUUGCACCAGUUCUGGGUGAGACUGAGUGUGCAGAGAUCAUGAGAAGAGCUGGUGAGGUGCACAAUGACGUAGAUGAGGCCAAUGAGCUUCUCAAGGAGAUUGAGCAAACACCGUUGCAGGUUCUGGAGGUGGGGUUGCUGUUGCGUGCGCCACCAGAGCGACCAACCACCACAGAGCACAUCGUCUCACAGAACAAUCGGCAGCCGCAGCUAGUGGUGCAUUGCUCGCGACUGGCAGAUGGCGAGCUAUUGUCCGUUUGGCCAAUACCUCGUUUCUACCAGCACUUGGAGGAGUUGCGAGACUUUUACCAGCAGCGGUGCGACAGGAAGCGCCAAGGUCUACCUGUUGACGCACACAGAGGAGUGUCCAUGGCUUGGGAGGAUGCAGUGUCUUCGCCUACGAACAUCCAGCCUCCAAGGCCUUCGUCCAUCGAAAACUCCAGUGAUGAUUCAGAUGGCGGAGACAGGUAGCAAAAAUUCACAUGAAAUCCUUCGAAUUGUUU
Messenger RNA from Durusdinium trenchii, 2373 nucleotides. Lineage: Eukaryota; Dinophyceae; Suessiales; Symbiodiniaceae. The record is from the annotation of a GenBank genome assembly.